ACUAAAAUGGCGCUGAUCACGUGACAGAUUUCUAAAAGGGAGCCAUUCGGCAUUUCGUUUAUUUUCGUGGAUUUCUUAAAUAUCUGUAUAUUUUUAUUAUAAAAUUUACAAAAAAAGCAUUUAACGUUUGAAAAAUACAUUUAGUUUUCAAAGAGGUAUGAUAAUCUGUGUAUUUUAUAAAUGUCCAUUAAUAAAUGGGCUUGAACGUUUGUUUUACUUAUUUAUUUAAUACUUGUAGAUAUUUCUCAUUAGAAAUGAGUGAUUAUCUACAAAUUUCACUACGUUAAUUAUUAAAUUGUUUAAGUGUAAUGCUGUUGAAUAGGAUAUUUUAUAUUAUUUAAUUAUAAAAACCUUAGGAUUUUGAACAAAGAAGAAUUGCUAAUCAUUUUUUAAAAAAAAUCCGAUGAGAACGUUUCUGACAGUGAGUGAGUAUCUAUUAAUGUUCUAGUAUGUAUUGAAAUGUAUGAAUUAUGAAUGUACAAGCAUAUUCAACGGAAGUUGUAAAGAUUGAAUAUUACUCAUAAUAUUAUAACAUCUGUUCUUAUUGUUCAUAUUUGAAAGUUAUCAAAUCAUCUGUGAAAGUAAUUCAGGACAGAGCUCAUAGUUAAAUACCGUUAAUGACAAUAUUUUUAGAGACUAGUUAGUUUCCUUUUGUAUUUAAAUAAUGGUGGCAACGGAACCCGGCAUAAUUAUCUUAAUUCUACUCUCUUUUUUUGUAAAUUGUGCAAUAAAUUACAUCUGUUUACAUAUAAAAAGUAUCAAAAAAAUUUCAUUUAUUACUCGAAUAUCCCGCCAGCCGGAUCAAGAUUGUAAAGUAAAUACAGUAUAUAUAUAUAUAUAUAUAUAUAUACGUGAAAUUUUAUUAACUAUCACUUGUAAUAAUUAAAGAAGUGUUCUUUAACUAAGCCGGUACGUAAAAAAAAUAUAACUCAAAUAUAGGAAAGAGAUUAAUUACUUUUAUAUUUAAUAAGUACUGGCUUAAGUGUUCAUGAAAAUUGGUAUUUAACAAUUAAUACUUUAGUAAUUGUUUUAUGAUUUGAUUAGUUUGAGCUGCUUAUUAAGGUCGAUUUCGAUGUAUUUUAUUAUAUUUUAAUUGUGUUUUUUAUUCUUUUUUUUUAGUAAGAAUGCCAUCGCUUCUAAGAAGGUUUAGUCUUAGGAGACCAAGAUCCAAAAAGGAUAAUAACGAUACCACAGACGCAGCAGUUGAUUCCUCGAAAAAAAAUAACGAAGAUAACAGCUCAGAAGCGAAUGAAAUUUGUCGAAGACCCUUAUCAAAAAGGGAAAGACAAGUACAAAAACGAGAAAUUCUCAAACCAGGUCAGAAAGUGAAUUUAUCAUUUGCGGGAUGUGGAUUUUUGGGUCUAUAUCAUUUGGGAGUUGCUCAAUGUUUGGUUACACACGGUAAACGCUUCUUACAAGAAAAUGUUGAAUUUUUCGCUGGGGCAUCCGCAGGAUCACUAGUUGCUGCCAUUUUAAGUGUAGAUUCAACGAAAAUUGAUAAAGGUAUAGAAGUAGCUUAUGAAUUGGCUAGAAUGGUUCACAGAAAGAAACUCGGUGUUUUAACACCAGGAGUCAGUUUAUUGGACCCACUAAAGGAGACUUUGCACAGCCUUAUACCUGACGAAGGUUACGAGGUCGCUUCUAAAAAGUUACAUAUUUCCAUUACAACACAUCGUAGACCAAGACGAAAUAAAUUAAUAAGCACUUUUCAUGAUAACAACGACUUGGUUCAGUGCCUUUUGGCAAGUUCAUAUGUACCUCAUUUAACGGGUACAGAACCAGUUGAUUUUAGAGGGUCUAAGUACAUCGACGGAGGAAUGACAGAUAAUCUUCCUAUUUUGGACAAUGGUUUAAGAACGGUUACAGUUUCCCCAUUCAGUGGCACCCAAGAUAUUUGCCCAGAAGACGGGUCUUCGCUUAACAUGCAUUGGAACAUCAAGAAACAAGACUUUCGUGUCUCUGCUAAAAACAUUCGUCGAGCAAAACACACUCUUUUUCCACCAACAAAGAGAAAUUUAUUCAAGUAUUUCGAUAAAGGAGCUAGAGAUGCACGUAGGUUCUUGAAAUAUCAUAACCUAUACGAAGAAUCAAAUGAUGGAUUGGAGAUAGAUAAUUCAAAUAAAUCAGGGUUAGCAUCCGCAACAUUAAAAGAGGCAAACAUGCUCUCUUCCCACCAAAUAACCUCUCAAAUUAUAUCGAGCGGGGAAAACGAGACGCAGAACGAUUUUUAAGAUUUAUGGGAUUGUACGAAGAGAACAAUACUGAACUUGUCGACUAGAGUUAAAAUUUUUUUCAAAUAUGGUGCACAAUUUAAUAAUAAAUCGCUUGAUUUUGGCCUACAAUAACUCAUUAACAUACAUACAUCUGAAAGCAUUAGUGUACCAUAUAUGAUAAAAGUGUCAAAAAAAAAACAAAAAAACAAAUUCAUAGUUCAAAGUCUACACUUUUGUCCUGUUUUGGUUCUUUUUCUCAUUUUAACAUUAAUAUAUUGAAUUUGAUGCUGUGCCUUUUUUCGAGAACUAUUUAUGAAAUUUUCGAAAAAUUAGUAUUAUAUUUGAUUCUCUAGAGCAAAUGUUCUCUUGCUAUUAGACCAAAAAUACGAUGAAUAAAUAUCUCAAUAAAAGAUAGUGCUGUGUUGUUUUCAUAUAGGCUUAAAUUUGUCUAUAUAAAAUAAACUUGAGCGACAUCUAGUUUCAGUUUUUGUAUAUGUUGAUUCGCUGUUCCAUUUAUAUUCUUGGAGAUAUUUCAUCAAGUGGAGUAAUAAUACGAAUAUAAUUAAGUAAGCAUAAAAAUAUUGCGUUUAUUCUUUAAAAGUUUACCUUAGAAUAUAGCAUUUUUGUGGAAAAUUUAAAUCUGCACUUACUACGUCGUAGUUUUGUCGGGAGUAUAAUCAGAACGGCCAUAAACAC
This is a messenger RNA of Dimorphilus gyrociliatus, 2909 nucleotides long. Lineage: Eukaryota; Metazoa; Annelida; Polychaeta; Dinophilidae. The record is from the annotation of a GenBank genome assembly.